Molecule: messenger RNA, 723 nt
Organism: Callorhinchus milii (elephant shark)
Lineage: Eukaryota; Metazoa; Chordata; Chondrichthyes; Chimaeriformes; Callorhinchidae
Gene: helt
Product: helt bHLH transcription factor
Exons: 4
Coding region: 1-723 (240 amino acids)
Biological process (GO): regulation of neurogenesis; regulation of transcription by RNA polymerase II; anterior/posterior pattern specification
Cellular component (GO): nucleus
Molecular function (GO): protein dimerization activity; RNA polymerase II cis-regulatory region sequence-specific DNA binding; DNA-binding transcription factor activity, RNA polymerase II-specific
Source: RefSeq, a predicted model, not a curated record
AUGUCCUCCAAAUGCAAAGAGCGCAAGACUGCUCCUGUAUCCCACAAAGUGAUCGAGAAGAGGCGAAGAGAUCGGAUCAAUCGCUGUUUGAACGAACUUGGCAAGACUGUGCCGAUGGCACUGGCAAAACAGGGCACUGGGAAACUGGAAAAAGCUGAAAUUUUGGAAAUGACAGUCCAGUAUUUAAGAGCCCUCCACUCAGCCGACUUCGCCAGAGGAAGAGAAAAGGGCGAGCUGUUGGCAGAAUUUGCUAACUAUUUCCAUGCUGGUUACCACGAGUGUAUGAAGAACCUGGUGCAUUACCUGACCACUGUGGAGCGCAUGGAAACCAAGGACACCAAAUACGCUCGGAUACUCGCCUUCUUGCAGUCCAAAGCUCGCCGCUGCACUGAUCCGAUUUUCGGCCCAAUCUCGUCUCACGACACAGAGUAUUCCUACCAGUUUCACCCCGCUCCAGAAUUCACAAACUCCCCGCUGAACGAGUCAUUGCUCCAGCCGGGAGCCGGGAUGGCGAGAACGCAGCCACUGCACUGGCACGGCUCGGCUCGGAAUUCCGGGAUCCCCUUUAUCCCGAGUCCCACCGUACCCAUCACCAACCCGGGACAGCAGCACAACUUCCUGCACUCCGUGCAGGGCCUCGAUCGCCAUUACAUUAACUUUAUUGGACACUCUCAUCCCAAUGCAUUCAGUUUACACAGCUCCCACCAGCACACGAGCUUAUAG